This is a messenger RNA of Magnusiomyces paraingens, 1926 nucleotides long. RefSeq lists its product as uncharacterized. Gene Ontology annotation, cellular component: GPI-anchor transamidase complex; membrane. The transcript has a single exon. Gene Ontology annotation, biological process: attachment of GPI anchor to protein. NCBI's taxonomy places the organism in Eukaryota, Fungi, Ascomycota, Dipodascomycetes, Dipodascales, Dipodascaceae. The coding region runs from base 1 to 1926 and encodes 641 amino acids. The record is from RefSeq and is a predicted model, not a curated record.
AUGGGCCUCUUUGACCUGAUACAGCGGCUAAACGUCCGCUUCAAGCUGCUUGACAAAGCAAUCCACAUAAUCCCAUAUAUCUCUUUUCUUUCUGUUCUUGCAGGCUUUGCCAUCUUGCUUAGCUUGCCUAUGGAAGGAGUCUACAGAAACACAUACAUUUCCGAAAACGCUCUCCUACCGGCUCAGGCCCAAACAUACUUUCGCGAGUCCGAAUGGAAUAUUGUGCGCGGUUACCGUAAAGAAGUUCAUCAAUUGGAGCAUGUUUCUCCUCAAGAGCGUACACAAACCUUGCGUACUUGGUUUGACGACAUUGGGCUCAAAACUUCCUUCCACAACUGGGACAUUUCUUACGGCGCAGAAAACAAAUCUGGAACAAAUGUUUACGGCAUUCUUCAUGCCCCACGCGGUGAAAAUACAGAAGCAAUGGUCCUUGUUGCCCCUUGUAUUAACAAAGACGGAGAUUAUAACGAUGGCGGUGUGGCUCUUGUUGCUGCGCUUGCUCGCUACUUAAAAAAAUGGUCUGUAUGGUCCAAAAACAUCAUCUUUGUCGUCACCUCAGAUUCCCAUUUUUCUAUGCGCUCUUGGGUCUCGGAUUAUCAUACUUCUAUGGCAAACACUGCUGGCUCUAUUGAAGCUGCAAUUGUUCUUGACUACCCUGCUAAAUCAGAUUACUUUGACGAAAUUGAAAUCACAUACGAAGGUCUCAAUGGUCAACUUCCUAACCUUGAUCUCUUCAACACAGCUGUCCUAAUUGCCGGCCAUGAAAAUCUCAGAACUGUUGUUCAAAACAUGAACACAGUCAAUUAUCUUCACUAUAUAACCCGUGCAAAAAUCCUCUUUCGCGGAAUUUUGGCACAACUUUCCGCUGGCUUGGGUCCUGGCCCAGGCUCUGAGACUUUUAGCGGCUGGAGAAUCAACGCAAUCACGCUCCGUGCCCGAGGGUCUAAGGGCCCCGCUGACAUCACCACUUUUGGCCGUGUGGCUGAAUCCACUUUGCGUUCUAUCAACAAUCUUCUCGAGCACUUCCAUCAGUCCUUCUUUUUCUUCCUCUUGCUUUCCCCCCGCAAUUUUGUCAGCAUUGGAACAUACCUCCCGGCAGCAAUUGCACUCGCCAUAUCAUACCCCCUUAUGGCCACGUACAACAUUGCCACAGCGAAGAUUUCUCUCGGGUCCUCUAAAUUAAUCUCCAAUUUUUGGAAAAACGCUACAUACACACAAAUUGCUGUCCUUGCGCCUUCUCUUUUGCUUGCCAUAAUAUACGCUACCUCCAUCAUCAUAGGAUACCUCUCACUCAAUACAUUUUCCACAAGCACUGUUGUAUUCUCCACCCAUGCUAUAAUAGCCAUGCACACAAUCAUCACUUUUGCAGUGAUUGCCCGUUCAAUGAAAAAGAAAUCGGCUCAAGGCCCAACACCCCCUACUGCUUUAGAACUUUUCCAUGCACGCUACAUUCCACUUCUCCCGGCACCAGUUCUAGCUUAUACCCGUGCAUAUGCCAUGAUUUUCCACGGCCUAAUUCUCACAACCCUCUCAAUGCUCAACUUUUCUCUCAGUAUCCUUGUGGGUGCUGCAACUUUCCCCCUCGUCUACAUUAGCUCGCGGUAUCCUGUAAGUGCCGCUGUCUCGCUGUACCUAACAUCGCCAUGGAUCUGGCUCGUCGUCAUCUCUACACUCACAAAUGCCGCUCUUGGCAAUAACACUAAGCCAACAGUACUAGAUCCAAGCUCUCUUGCCAGUCUUGUGGCCCCACUCGACCAGAUUAUUGAAAACCUGCUGUGGGCAUGGCGCGGCAUGGAUGUCUGGACUUGGGGAAUUAUUGUGGGUUUUUGGCUGCCAUUCUGGCUUGUUGGAUUAGCUGUCGCCCUUAUGGAUUCAGGCGAAGAUACUCCUACACCUCCUACAACCAAAGAAAAAAAGAGUGAAUGA